AUGUUAAUAAAUAAAGAAAUAUAUUUAAUAUAAUGGAUUAUCAUAGUCCUAACACUUACUUUGUUACUUCUAUUUGAUAAUUUGCUAUUCCAGAUUUUAAUAAUUGGAUCAUUAUUGUCCUUAACAUGGAAAAUAAGUCCAAAAGUUUACCCACAAUUAGGAAUUGAAAUUUCAAAAAUCAAUGCAACCUGUGUUGUAUUUGGAUUCCUUGUUUAUAUUGCUUGGGUUAUCAAAGAAAAUUAUGUAGGAUUCAGCAUUUUCUUAUUAAAUUAAGUCUUAUUUCAUAUGGGUGAAAUGUUGCAUGUUGCAUUCUAUAAAUUCAAUUUAUUAAAAUGGGGAAGUUAUUUAAUCAAUCAUAGUUUUGGAUAUAAUUUAGCAAUAACAUUCUCGAUAUCUGAAUAUUUUGCAGAAUCCUUUUUUUUCCAGAAGGAUUAUUCUUUGUUCAUUUUAAUUGGUGUAUUAAUGACAUUGGUUGGACAUUCAUUUAGAAUUGGAGCUUUUAUAUCAGCCAAACAAAGUUUCCAUCACUAAGUUUAAAGUAAAAAAGCUUCAGACCAUAUCUUGAUUACAACUGGAGUUUACAAAAUCAGCAGACACCCUAGUUAUUUUGGUUUCUUCAUUUAUUCUCUAGGAUAAUAAGUAGUUUUGUAGAAUCCUAUUGCAUUUAUUGCUUAUAUUCCUGUCCUCUAUAAAUUUUUCAUUUCGAGAAUUUAUUUAGAGGAAUAUUAUCUACAUCAAUUCUUUGGAUAUGCGUAUUAGGAAUAUAGUGCCAACACUCCCAUUUUAAUACCAUUUAUAGAGUAUUUUUUAAGAUUCUGA
Molecule: messenger RNA, 819 nt
Organism: Paramecium tetraurelia
Lineage: Eukaryota; Ciliophora; Oligohymenophorea; Peniculida; Parameciidae
Exons: 3
Biological process (GO): C-terminal protein methylation
Cellular component (GO): endoplasmic reticulum; membrane
Molecular function (GO): protein C-terminal S-isoprenylcysteine carboxyl O-methyltransferase activity
Source: RefSeq, a predicted model, not a curated record